Molecule: messenger RNA, 2979 nt
Organism: Nyctereutes procyonoides (raccoon dog)
Lineage: Eukaryota; Metazoa; Chordata; Mammalia; Carnivora; Canidae
Gene: ANKK1
Product: ankyrin repeat and kinase domain containing 1
Exons: 8
Coding region: 133-2427 (764 amino acids)
Biological process (GO): protein phosphorylation
Molecular function (GO): ATP binding; protein binding; protein kinase activity
Source: RefSeq, a predicted model, not a curated record
CCCGACCCGUCCCCAUCCCCGUCCCCAGUCCCCACGGGGCCGCGGAGCAGGAAGGCAGGCAGCGGCUCCGAGCCCUCCCCCCGCGUGGGCCGCAGCCCCGCGGGGAGUCCGGGUCCCCAGGGCGACGACCCCAUGGCCACGGGCCUGGAGCAGCGCCUGGGCAGCCCCGCCGCCUUCACCCGCGACGACUUCGACGGCCACUGGCGCCGGUUGGCCAGCGGCGGCUUCGGCCAGGUGUUCCAGGUGCGACACAGGCUCUGGGGGACCGAGUACGCCGUCAAGUGCUGUCCCUGCAGCCAGCGGGAGGCCACCAGUUCUGAUGUGGAUUGCCUCCUUGAAGAAGCCGCCAAAAUGGAGAAGAUCAAAUUUCAGCACAUCGUGUCCAUCUACGGGGUGUGCAGGCAGCCCCUGGGCAUUGUGAUGGAGUUCAUGACCAACGGCUCCCUGGAGAAGAUGCUGCCCACGCACAGCCUCUCCUGGCAGCUCAAGUUCCGCAUCAUCCACGAGACCAGCCUGGCCAUGAACUUUCUCCACAGCAUUAAGCCACCUCUGCUCCACCUGGACCUCAAGCCAAGCAACAUCCUCCUGGACAACAACAUGCAUGUCAAGAUUUCAGACUUCGGCCUGUCCAAGUGGAUGGAACAGUCAACCGGGAUGCAGUGCAUCCAGAGGUCAGCUCUGCGGGGCACCCUCAGCUACAUCCCCCCUGAGAUGUUCUUGGAAAGUAACAAACCCCCAGGGCGCAAGUACGAUGUGUACAGCUUUGCGAUCAUCAUCUGGGAGCUCCUCACUCAGAAGAAACCAUAUUCAGGCUUCAACAUGGUGACUAUUGUUGUCCGAGUGGCCGCAGGUAUGCGGCCCUCCCUGCAGCCUGUCUCCGAUGAGUGGCCAGGUGAGGCCCAGCAGAUGGUGAACCUGAUGAGGCGCUGUUGGGAUCAGGACCCCAAGAAGAGGCCCUGCUUUUCAGACAUCACUGUUGAGACAGACAUGCUACUGUCCCUGCUCCAGAGUCCUGUGGCAGACCCAGAGAGUGAGGCUCUGGCCAGGAAGGUGUCCUGCAAGCUGUCUCUGCCCCGGCCAGGGGAGGUCAUUGAAGAGGUCAGCCCACAGCUAACAGACAGUGACUUGGGAGACUACCUGAAGCGGGUCCUGCAGCUCUCGGACACUGGGGACCCAGUCCCAAGCGAUGAGGGGCUGCGCAUCUACGAGAACAAAGUCACUCCCCUCCACCUCCUGGUGGUGCAGGGCAGCGUGGAGCAGGUGAGGCUGCUGCUGGCCCUCGGGGUCCACGUGGACUGCCGGACAGCCUGCGGCUACACGCCCCUCCUCAUCGCCACCCAGGACCAGCAGCCCGACCUCUGCGCCCUGCUCCUGGAGCGUGGGGCGGACGCCAACCUGGCAGAUGAAGAGGGCUGGGCGCCGCUGCACUUUGCGGCCCAGAACGGAGACGACCGUACUGCCCGCCUGCUCCUGGACCACGGCGCCCACGUAGAUGCCCAGGAGCACGAGGGGUGGACCCCGCUCCACCUGGCUGCGCAGAACAACUUCGAGAAUGUGGCACGUCUUUUGGUCUCCCGCCAAGCUGACCCCAACGUGCGUGAGGCGGAGGGCAAGACCCCCCUCCACGUGGCCGCCUACUUUGGCCACAUCAGCCUGGUCAAGCUGCUGACAGGCCAGGGGGCUGAGCUGGAUGCCCAGCAGAGAAACCUGAGGACACCACUGCACCUGGCAGUGGAGCGAGGCAAAGUGAGGGCCAUCCAACACCUGUUGAAGAGUGGGGCGGCUCCCGAUGCCCUAGACCAGAGUGGCUACAGCCCACUGCACCUGGCAGCUGCCAGGGGAAAGUAUCUUAUCUGCAAGAUGCUGCUCAGGUAUGGGGCCAGCCUCGAGCUGCCGACCCAGCAGGGCUGGACACCCCUACAUCUAGCAGCCUACAAGGGCCACUUGGAGAUCAUCCACCUGCUGGCUGAGAGCCACGCAGACCUGGGGGCUCCUGGAGGCAUGAAGUGGACGCCCCUGCACCUGGCUGCCCGCCACAGGGAGGAGGUGGUGGUGUUAGCACUGCUGCAGUGUGGAGCUGACCCCAGUGCCGCUGAGCAGUCUGGCUGGACCCCCCUCCAUCUGGCUGUCCAGAGGGGCGCCUUCCUGAGUGUCAUCAACCUCCUGGAGCACCGUGCAGACGUCCAUGCCCGUAACAAAGUGGGCUGGACGCCGGCCCACCUGGCUGCCCUCAAGGGCGACGUGUCCAUCCUCAAAGUGCUGGUGGAAGCCGGUGCCCAGCUGGACAUCCGGGAUGGGGUGGGCUGCACACCCCUGCAGCUGGCCCUCCAGAACCAGAAGCAGAACAUGAUCGCCUUCCUGGAGGGCAAGGGGCCCCCACUGGCCACCCUGGGUGGCACUGAGCCUGCAGCCCAGACCGAAGUUUAAGCAACCAGGGGCCUUCUCACCGGUGAGGAAGAGGGGUUGGUGGAGGUGAAGCUGGGUUCUGGCAAGGCCCCUUCCCCUGUACUUGCCCCCUGCCCCUGAGCUCACAGGGACCCUUGCAUCCCGGGAGCCUUCCCUGAAGGUGAAGGGAGGCACAGAGAAGGGAAAUGCUCCCUCCCAGCUGCUGCCUGUGUGACCUGGCCCUGAUCCCCAGCAAGACAGGACAGCCAGGCACGUGCUUCUUUUCAAAAGGGGCAGGAGCUAAAAGUUGGGAGGAAAUUUCCGCCCACUCUUUGAAGCCCCGUCUGGUCCCCAGUUGCCACAUGGACCACACUGUCCCAGUGGGCCUGGCUCCAGCGCCUGGCUCUCCCAUGUGGUUUCAGGGGUGAAGGACCGGUGUGCUCCAGGUGCCCAUGCAUGAUCCUCUGUGGACACUCCGGCCCUGGCCUCCCCUGCCUCCCCUUCACCGUGUCUAGUUAUAUGGCCAAGUUUCAAACCCUGAUGUCAAUAAAACUGUGGACCCGAGUCUCCCCUUUGGAGAUGGGCUGACCUGAA